Eucalyptus grandis is the source of this 2264-nucleotide messenger RNA. RefSeq names its product putative B3 domain-containing protein Os03g0621600. The transcript has 10 exons. Gene Ontology annotation, molecular function: DNA binding. The coding region runs from base 285 to 2264 and encodes 659 amino acids. The record is from RefSeq and is a predicted model, not a curated record. Lineage: Eukaryota; Viridiplantae; Streptophyta; Magnoliopsida; Myrtales; Myrtaceae.
CGCAAAGAUAUGGUCUUCUUCUCUUGAUUCUCAUGAGCUGCGCAUGUUUUUCUUUAUGCCUUUCUGUUUGAAGCCCUGUAGUGUUCUUGACAGACAAGAUCAGAUCAAAAUCCGAGUGUAGUACGUGUACCAGUUCAUAGAAUAAUUUCCCGCAAUUUGCAUGUUGGCACUCGUACUGGCAGUCUCUGUCUCCGGUCCUCUGCCUCCAGAGAAGAAGAGGUCUAUAACAAGGGAGUCCUCCGGCCAUACCGGUGUGAAACUCCCAAGAAACAGCUGCUUGGAGAAUGGAGGGUCUCGGAGAAAAGCAUGAGUUGGGCUCAAUACUUAAGAUGAAGAUGAAUUGUUUCAUCAAGUUGAUCCUUCAGAAAGAACCCAUGCAAGAGCUGAAAAUCCCACCAAAGUUUGCGAGGCUUUUUUCUGAAGAACUCCCCCAUAGAGUGAUCUUAAAGGGCCCAUCUGGCGGAAAGUGGAAUGCCAAAUUACGCAAGGACAACGCUGGCCUGUAUAUACAUGAUGGAUGGCGAGAGUUUCACAUGGACAACUCCCUUGGAAAUAAGGAGUUCUUGCUAUUUGAGUACGAUGGGAAGAGAAGCUUUGAAGUGGAUAUUUUCGAUCCAACUGGAUUGGUGAGAAUCGAUGUUCCUGUUACAGAAGGAACAGAAACAAACCUUCAUAAUGGGAAAAGACCACGAGGCAGACCCAGAAAGUGUCCUGUUGUCUCCCAAAAAACGUAUCUCAAAUCUCAGGACAAGCAAAAUCUCAAAGAAGAAAUGGACCUCCGUGCUAUUAUAACGAGUUUAGAGCCCCGCAAGCGCAAACAGAAGAAAAAGCUUGGCAAACUCACCGGGGGUUUUCCAGUAUCUAGAUCGAGAUUUAGGUGCUGUUCUAUUGAGAAGAACGCUUCUAGCUCUGAGGUAAAUGCAAGGCUGAGAGCAGUAGAAGAAAAGAUGUUCGCUUCUAAGUUCCCCUACUUCAUGACUUAUAUGAAAAUGUUCAGUCUCGAGAAGGCAAAGAUGCUGUAUAUUCCCAGGGCAUUUGCUCAAGCGCAUUGCCCAUUGGAAAGGGCAGACAUUGUACUGCGAAAUCUGGAAGGGAACACUUGGAAUGUCGUCUGCGUGAUAAAUAAGAACCGGCAUUUCUUUUCUGGAGGGUGGCCAGCCUUUAUCCAAGACAACAAGCUAGGGACAGGAGAUAUAUGCGUGUUCGAGCUUAUCUCUAGCAAGGAAUUCCGAGUCACCAUCUUUCGUUCCCCAAAAACUUUAGACUUGCAAACGACGACCAAGAACGCCACUCCCAAAACAGGAAGAGUUCCGUCUGUUUUGUUGAGUCCAGCGGUUGCAGUCAUUCCCGUGGUCGCCUUACUCAAGUCUGAUCAGCGAUCAUCGCAGGAUAUCGACUCCCCUCCACCUGCUAACAAAGAGAAGAUGGAGAAUGCUCGCAGAAAAAUCCCAGAUUUCUUCAAAGCGUACAGGCCAGAAUAUAGCUCCCAAAGAAUGCACGUUCCCAGAGCUUUCCUGGCGCAACUAGAUGGGCCGCUGCCAGGAGAGAUCCUCCUCAGGCGUCGAAUGGGGCGGCAAUGGCAUGUGAAGGUGACUCUGGAGGCACAGGACGCCUAUUUUGAAGAUGGCUGGCAAGAAUUUGUGCGGGAGAACUUAGUGGAGACAAAUGAUUAUAUGGCGUUCUCCUACCAGAGUCCCGGUGUGUUCAGAGUCGUUAUCUAUGGGCACUCCGCAUGCGAGAAGAAAGAGUGCGCCCUCCCUGGGGAGGUAGGAGAAGGAAGUGAAGUCCAAGAGCACGACAGUGAUGAUGAUGAUGAGGACUACAGCGAGGAGGAGGAGGAGGAGGAGGAGGAGGAGGAUGAAGGCAGGAGCAAACGGUCAAAAAAAGAAGGGAACGUUGAAGAGAGGAAAGCUGCUAAUGAUGAUCCUACCAAUGUGAAGAGGUAUAUCGACCUCAAAAAUCCUUACUUCGUGACGGUGGUCCAGGCUCUAAGAAGUUCUUGCUUGUAUGUUCCACGCAGUGUCCUUAUCGAUUAUGAACUCAAGUUACCUCAGGCCGUUUUGUUCCACGAUCCCACUGGGAGGACAUGGAGAGGGACGGUUAAGGUGUGGACAGACAGACGUACCUGGAUCACCGGCUGGGGGGCCUUAUGCCGCCAUAACAAUUUAAAGAUUAAUGACCGGUGUAUAUGUGAGCUUCUGGAGGAAAAUGGAGUCACCGGUCGCAUCAUUAAGGUUCACAUAGUAGGAGGCAACAGUACCUGA